This is a messenger RNA of Phytophthora sojae, 1215 nucleotides long. RefSeq lists its product as hypothetical. NCBI's taxonomy places the organism in Eukaryota, Oomycota, Peronosporomycetes, Peronosporales, Peronosporaceae. The coding region runs from base 1 to 1215 and encodes 404 amino acids. The transcript is spliced from 5 exons. The record is from RefSeq and is a predicted model, not a curated record.
AUGACGAAGACUAGAGCUCAGCGCUCGACCUCACCUGACGACGACGGGGAAAGGGCUUCGGCCCCGAUCUUCACUCUGAUACUGCCGCCGAGGAUCACGAGCACCUCGCAUGCUGCUCUGGUCAAGUGGCGUAAGGAGUGUCGCGAUGUUCCUGACAUCGACCAGGAGAUGGCCGAAAACCUCCGCAUGGACCUGAGCGAGAGUGAUGUUCACGAGCGUUUUAUUCAGUAUUUCAAGCUCUGCCAUGAAAUUAUCGAUGGCCACGGGUGGAGAUCGUUGGAGCCCAAGGCUCUACGGGAGGAAGUGGAUCGAACUGCUCGUUUUCAAACGCGCAAAGCGAGAGAAGACGAAGUCGUUCUCCACGACCUAAUUCUCGAGAAGGCCCUCGAUCAUGAGAAGGCUUUUCAGAACCAGCGUCGUGCCAAGCGCGACCGCGACCGCGACCGUACCCGAGACCAAAGUGACCGCGACGCCGAGCGCCCGGCUGCGCGCGGUGCUGGCAAGAAGGUUGCUAAGAAGCCGAGACUGUUUGGUGAACCGAGUGGUACUGGCCCUCGAGCGCCCACGAAGUCGCCUGCAGAGCGACCUAAAGUCCCCCCCCGACGCCGUGCCCGCACUGUGGCGAUCUCCAUUGGCUGUCCGAAUGCCCCAGGGCUACGGACAGCGAGAAAGCCGAGAUACCGAGGCGACAAUAGCAAGAGAGAGGUUGCCCGGCUGAAACGUCUUCGGGAAUGCAUCCCUUCCGAGGAAAAAAACGUCACGCUUUAUGACGUGAUGGAGCUACCCUACUGUGUGGACACUGGUGCUGAAAGGACUGCAAUUAGUCAGAGGCACGUUGAAGAGCUGAAACUACGUGAGCCCUCCAUCACGUUGGACCGUCUCGACACGCCAGUGGUGAUUGUAGCUGUGGCUGGGAAUGAGAUCACAUGCACCACAUCGGUGCAUCUGCGAGUCCUGCUCAACACGGCUGCAGGUUCCGUGGCGAUCCACGAACCUGUCGAAUGCCUGCUUGAGCAGCUCGCGGAGCGCGACAAUGACGACGACAGCGACCUGCUCGACACCGACGAAGCUGCCUCUGUGUCUGCGUCGCCGCCGACAGAUGAUGAGCUACGGACUGCCGAUGAGAGAUUAGUGCAAUUGGCACUCGAUCACGGGUUUCCGAGCCAUCUUGUUGAGCAACUCCGUGUCAACCCAACUCGACUAGUUUCUGGUUGA